AAAAAGAUGCUUGACUUAAUUUCUAAUGAUUAAAUUCCCAGGUGGAGUUUAUUGUCUAACUAUGAAAUAUGCUGCUGUAUAUCAGAUCAUUUACUCCCAAACAUCGAUAUCGAUAUCGGCCCUCCCCUAAAUAAUCGAGUAUCGAUCAGGCUCUAAAGGUGUCGCAGCCUCAAAUACUGUGACAUUAUUUCGCCCUCGCAUGUUAAGUCAGCUGUGUUGUGCAGAAUUAGACACAAACGGUGAUGUCACCGGCCUGCAGACAUCUCCACACUGUCACUUUAAUUUCAGUGCAGUCCAGGGGGCAGGAUCGAGGUUUUUUUUCUUUCUUUCUUUCUUUUUUUUUUUCCUCCUCCUCUUGGACUCGGAGCGUUUGCGCAAAGCACAGCAGCAGCAGAUUGAAUGAAGUGUUUGCAGGCUGCUGGACGCGCAGAGGAGAGGACACCACCGCGCUGCUGCUGCUGCUGCUGCUGCUGCUGCUGGCGGCUCCACACACGUACAGCCAGGAUGCACCAGGGUUUUUUCCGCGGAUUUGAGCCUCGCCACGUUUCUCCACCAGCCCCCCUUUAAGAAGAAGAAGAAGAAGAAGAAGAGGAAGGGAAAAAAAACCGCUGCGGGGCCUUGAGAAAAGGCAAAAUCUCCGCCUUGAUGGUAUCUGGAGAGCAGCGCAGCGCUCGGGCGGCUGGCAGCUCUCUGCACGGAUGAUAAAGAACUUGGGAGAGAAGGAAAUGGUCAAGAUGGCAGCUGUGCGCGGAGUGAUAGAGCUGAUGUGGAGGCAUUAAGGUGCAGUGGUGGGGUUUUUUUUUUUGGUUGUUUUUUUUUCUCUCCCCCUUCUCAGUUUCUGUGGCAUGCACGUCGCAGGACCGCGGUGCAGGACGCCUGUGAAGGAACGCGUCUGGACACUCUGCGCUCAGCCGUCCUGUCUUUAACUCCACAUUUCAGACCACAUUGCCAUGCAUGUCGGCCGGGGUGUGGGCUGUGCACGGGGGAAGCCGAUGUGUUGUUAAUGCCGCGGACUGGACGCCGUGCAGGAGGACGGACGGACGGACUGAGGGACACGUGUUUGGCUCUGGGCUGCAGGCUGGACAUUUUUGCAUACCGUGCAUAGUAAAUAAACCGCCCCCGAAGCCCGCACACAACAUUGAUGGAAUGCGACCUGAGUGAUUUUAUAACCCUUUGUGCACCGACCGAGAUAUCGCGAUUAAAAUGGCUGAGGCGCCGCGCAGCAGCAACGAGCCUCCCUCCAACGUCGAGAUCGAUCCGGAUUUCGAGCCCCAGAAGCGGCCGCGCUCCUGCACUUGGCCCCUUCCCCGUCCGGAGUCUGGUGCGGGCAAGCCCGGGACGAAUGACGCUGACGUAAUCCCCGAAGAGGAGGAUGAUGAGGGCGGCAGCACGGGGAGCGGAGAUGCGCAGAAAGACGGCAGUGUUCAGCCCAGGCAGCCGAGCAGCAGCUCCGUCUCCCAGCCCGUGGAGGUCCAGCGCGGCCCCUGCAGGGAGGAGGCCGCCGACGGCUCGCCCUCCUCGGCGCAGACCCCCUCCGCGGCUCUGGGCGGCUCUGCCUCCCAGCAGCUGAGGAAGUCCUCCGCCCGCAGGAACGCCUGGGGCAACUACUCCUAUGCAGACCUCAUUACCCAAGCCAUCGAGAGCUCCCCCGAGAAAAGGCUGACCUUGUCCCAAAUCUAUGACUGGAUGGUGAGGUCUGUGCCAUAUUUCAAGGACAAAGGCGACAGCAACAGCUCUGCUGGCUGGAAGAAUUCCAUCCGACACAAUCUGUCCCUCCAUAGUCGUUUUGUGAAGGUCCAGAAUGAGGGGACAGGGAAGAGCUCCUGGUGGAUGGUCAACCCUGAAGGAGGUAAAGGAGGCAAAGCUCCCCGACGACGUGCUGUGUCCAUGGACAACAGCAAGUACAUCAAAGGUGCUCGAGGACGCGCCACCAAGAAGAAAGCCUCGCUGCAGGCAGCUCAAGACGGCAGCUCGGAGAGCUCCUCCAGCCUCUCCAAGUGGACGGGAAGUCCCACCUCCCGCAGCAGUGACGAGCUGGACGCCUGGACGGACUUCCGCUCCCGGACCAAUUCUAACGCCAGCACACUCAGCGGUCGUCUGUCCCCGAUCCUGGCCAACCUGGAGCUGGACGAGGUGCCCGACGACGACUCGCCCCUGUCCCCGAUGCUGUACUCCAGCCCCAGCAGCAUGUCCCCGUCCACGGGUCCCACCGGGCUCUCCGACCUGGCAGGUACCAUGAACCUAAACGACGGGCUCUCCGACAACCUGAUGGACGACCUUUUGGACAAUAUCAGCCUGACGGCAUCCCAGCAGCCUCCUCCUGGAGAGGAAGACAAUGGAGCCAACGGUCAGGGGUCAGUGUUUACUUUCAGCUGCUCAGGAAGCAGCCUGGGGAGCCCCUCCGGCAGCUACGGGCCAAACCCUCUUUUCAGCCCUCCGUCCAUCACAAGCCUGCGCCAGUCGCCCAUGCAGACCAUCCAGGAGAACAAGCAGACCACCUUCUCCUGCAUCUCGCACUUCAGCGACCACCAGACCCUGCAGGAUCUGCUCAGCCUGGACUCCCACAGCCCCAGCAACGUCAUGCUCACGCAGUCCGACCCACUGAUGUCGCAGGCCAGCACCGCCAUCGCCCUGCAGAACUCGCGCCGGAACGCCAUGCUGCUCCGCAAAGACCACCUGCUGGUGACCCACAGCAGCGCAGGUCAGGCCCAAAGCUCUUCAGUGCCUGGUUGGCAAGCUGGCUUGUCGACCUCUGACAACGACGCCGGCCCCAACGACGCCAAGCAGCCGCACCUGAAGUCUCCCAGCAAGAACGCCUCUAUGCAGCUCGGCUCUGGCUUGCCCGGCCAGGACCGCUUUCCCGCCGACCUGGACCUCGACGUGUUCAACGGCAGUCUGGAGUGCGACAUGGACUCCAUCAUCUGCAAUGAACUGAUGGACGCAGACUGCCUGGACCUGAGCUUUGACUCUCGCCUCACCUCCGCCCAGAACGCCAACAGGAAUUCAGGAAGCUUCUCGAGUUCGAAACAGACCUCCCCUCACAGCUGGGUGCCAAGCUGAGAAGCUCCGCCGGAGCUCAGGCGUCAAAGAAAAGGAGACGAAGUGGAGGGGAAAUGUAAAAAUGGGGCUCAUUGUGCAACUAGAGGGAAGAAAGUAUGUAAAAGUGUAUUCAUGUAGUGUUUCUUUUUUCUAUAAUUUCAACGUGAGGCAUUAAGUUCGGUACUGUAUUCUAAGUGUCUGAGACACACAAAGGUGUCUUCGCAGAGGAGAAGAGGAAAAAAAAAAGUCUUUAAAAAGAUCAAUGCCUGGGGCGGUGUGAACAACAGUGUCGACUGGAAGUACAGGACAUUUUGUUAAAACUUAUAUGAAAAGCAUCAACUCGUGUUAGUCUCAGGGAAUCACUCGUGCAGUAUCACAAAGUGGUGCACGAAACUGAAGAUAAAAUAUGUUUUCACCCGGCUUUCUCUCCUCUUUCACACCCUUUCAUACCUAAAAAAAAGAAAGAAAAAACACAUUUUUGCCAAACCAGCUGUCAGCCUGUUGCGAGUUGACGGCCUGUUUACAGAAAAAAAAAAACAAGCUGCAGAGAAUGUUACAUUAUUACGUUCCAGUGGAGGAUACUUGACAAGCUUCUUUUUUUCUUUUCUUUUCUUAAAGUUUCUUUAAGAGACAAAAAAAACAAAACAAACAAAAAAAAAAAAACAGGUGUUACUGAAAAGCUUUUUUUAAUUAUUGUUGUCCUAUCGAUGCACAGAGUCACGCACCAAAUAUCAAUCUGUAGAGGUUAAUAUGUUAUCAAGAUGUGAACUGAUAUACAUUGUGUGCUUGUGUUUUUUUUUUUUGUAUGUAGUGUUUUAUUUUUUAAUUUAGCGAAUUUUACCCUGUGAUUUCAGUGACAUUACUGUGAAUUCUGUUCCUUCUGAAGAGGUGCAUUAACUCAAGUCUUGAUGAAAUGAUGUUUCUGCUGCAGAUCCCCCUUUUUCACCAUCUCCCCUCCUCUUCCUCCUCCUCUUCCUCCUCCUCUUCCUCCUCCUCUUCCUCCUCUCCCACUUACUGCAAUAUUGGAAGUACUGCUCGGUAUACAGAGUUUAGGACAGAUGUAAGGACCGCCUUUAGCUCUAGUCGGCACCAUUUUACAUUAGCGAACACUUAGAACUAUCCGGAUUAAAAAUACCCUCCCUUUAGAAGACUCCACGCCGCUCAGCUACAAUAUCUUGGUGUUUGUUAAUUUGAAGGAGUUCUUGGUGCUAUAAAUAAGAAGAUAGCAGGGAGCGGCUGCAGAUGGAGCAGCAUUAGCAGCCUCCCCCUUUGUUAUCAGCACUACAGCAGGUGCUGGGCAGAAUAGUGUUACCAACCCCUGUGAGAGGAGGUCAUGUAGUGUGUGUGUGUGUGUGUGUGUGUGUGUGUGUGUAGAGCCAUUUGAGGAAAGAGGAGAAGAAAAAAAAAAAGAAGAAAAAUCAACCACAGUAUUUUAAAUAUUGCCAAAAUAUUUCUGCAUUUAAACUAGUGGAAAUAAGAGGAUACACAGUGUAUAAAUGUAAGGAACCAGUGCUGUAAGAGCAAGGAAAUGUAAUUGUCAUCGGCACAGUUUUUUUUUUUUCUGUAGGAACAGCAGGAUGAUUAUUUUUAGUUUACAUUUUUAUCAACUCGUCCUUUUGUCUUUGUUUUUAUUUAUUUUCCCUUUUCCACAUGUACGUAUGUUAACGCUCUUCCACGCGACGUGAGGGAGAGACGUGUAAAAGCACUUUUGUUUUCAUGGUCCGUUCACCUUCCAUCGGGUAUCGAUCAGGACUGACAGACGGCAAAUGGUGCCUGAAACAGUGUCCUCCAUUAGAGGUGAGCCUGACGGACGUUGACUGAGUCGCAGAUUGCUUCAUUUUUCCAAUUCCACAAAUAAUAAAUUCAGCACAGACGUGCUUCCAAAUAUCUUUUUUUUUUUUUGUAGCUUCACGAGGACGAUUUCAGUCCUAAAAAUACACAAUGCUGACUUGAAGCUUCAUUUCUUUCUUUCUUUUUUUUUCUUCCUUUUUUUUUUUUUAAGCACUCACUGCCAAUAUUCACACACCAUUUCUUCCUAUUGCUCCUACAAAAAGAGAGAGUGGGACAUCAUGUUGACAUUGCCAGUUGUAAUUCCAACUCCUAUCUUGGUUGUAUCAGAGAUGGUGCAUGUAAAUAAAGCUUAAAGAACCACUGAAA
Molecule: messenger RNA, 5196 nt
Organism: Acanthopagrus latus (yellowfin seabream)
Lineage: Eukaryota; Metazoa; Chordata; Actinopteri; Spariformes; Sparidae
Gene: foxo3a
Product: forkhead box O3A
Exons: 2
Coding region: 1204-3060 (618 amino acids)
Biological process (GO): regulation of transcription by RNA polymerase II
Cellular component (GO): nucleus; mitochondrial matrix
Molecular function (GO): DNA-binding transcription factor activity, RNA polymerase II-specific; RNA polymerase II cis-regulatory region sequence-specific DNA binding
Source: RefSeq, a predicted model, not a curated record